This is a messenger RNA of Aethina tumida (small hive beetle), 1915 nucleotides long. RefSeq names its product nucleolar protein 58. Lineage: Eukaryota; Metazoa; Arthropoda; Insecta; Coleoptera; Nitidulidae. The transcript has 4 exons. Bases 115 to 1767 code for a protein of 550 amino acids. Gene Ontology annotation, cellular component: box C/D methylation guide snoRNP complex; small-subunit processome. Gene Ontology annotation, molecular function: snoRNA binding. The record is from RefSeq and is a predicted model, not a curated record.
UCGCGUUAGUCCUCCACGUGGAAAACAUUUCCGUAUCCGACGCUCCAUCGGCGUUGGUGUUUCUUUUGGUAAAUAUUGCUCGAAUUAAGUGGUGUUUGCUGUGAUUGAGUGAAAAUGUUGGUGUUAUUCGAGACCCCUGCGGGGUACGCGGUUUUUAAACUCUUGGAUGAGAAGAAAUUACAACAAACUGAUAAUUUGUAUCUUUCCUUCAAUUCACCCGAGUCUGCUGGAAAAAUUGUGAAACUCAAGCAUUUUGAGAAGUUCGCGGACACCACAGAAGCUCUUUCUGCGGCUACAGCUUCGGUUGAGGGCAAAAUUUCAAAAUCCUUGAAAAAAGUAAUAAAAAAGUUUGUUGAUGAACAGGAACAGUUAUUAGUAGCUGAUGCAAAAUUAGGAUCUGCAAUUAAAGAAAAAUUCAGCUUGCAAUGCCUGUCGAAUACGUCUGUUCAAGAAUUAAUGAGAUGCAUCAGGUCACAACUGGACAGUUUACUUUCUGGCUUGCCCAAGAAAGAAAUGACUGCUAUGGCACUUGGUCUUGCACAUUCCCUCUCCAGAUACAAGCUGAAAUUUUCACCUGACAAGGUUGAUACCAUGAUUGUGCAAGCUGUAUCUCUACUAGAUGAUUUGGACAAAGAAUUGAAUAAUUACAUAAUGAGAUGCAGAGAGUGGUAUGGUUGGCAUUUUCCUGAACUGGGCAAGAUUGUCACAGACAAUAUAGCUUUUGCCAAGACAGUAAAAAUUAUUGGAACAAGAGAGAAUACUGCCAACUCUGAUUUGUCUGACAUUCUUCCAGAAGAAAUUGAAGAGAAAGUGAAGGAAGCAGCAGAAAUCUCCAUGGGUACAGAAAUAUCGGAAGAAGAUAUCCUGAACAUCCAGAAUCUGUGUGAUCAAGUGAUAGAAAUCACUAACUACCGUACACAGUUGUAUGACUAUUUGAAAGCUAGAAUGAUGGCAAUGGCUCCUAAUUUAACUGUGUUAGUAGGAGAUUUGGUGGGAGCUAGGCUAAUCUCACAUGCAGGCUCAUUGAUUAAUUUAGCCAAACAUCCAGCCUCAACAGUGCAGAUCUUAGGUGCUGAAAAAGCGUUGUUCAGGGCGUUGAAAACUAAAAAGGACACUCCAAAAUAUGGUCUUAUCUAUCACUCACAAUUGGUGGGACAGAGCAGUACAAAAAAUAAGGGUAAAAUGUCGCGUAUGUUGGCUGCUAAAGCUGCUCUUGCCACUCGCGUUGACGCUCUGGGUGAAGAUGGCAGCUUCACAUUGGGAGCAGAACAUAAAGCCAAAUUGGAGUCUAGAUUGAGGGUAUUGGAGGAAGGUAACAUUAAGAGGAUCAGUGGAACUGGAAAGGCCAAGGCCAAAUUUGAAAAAUACCAUGGCGUUAGCGAAAUCAAGCAAUAUCCCGACGCAGCUGAUUCAACAUUACCGUCGUCCAGCAAAAGGAAGAGGGACGAUUCUGAGAUCAAGCAGGAAGUGAAGACUGAAGAUGUAGAAACGCCUAAACAGAAAAAGAAGCAGAAAAAAGACAAGCAAAUCAAGGAAGAAGUGGAGGAGGAAGUUGUUGAAGAACCAACCUCUUCAAAGAAAAAGAAGAAGGUCAAGCAAGAACCUGAAGAAGAUGAGGAAACGGAAGCGCCGACUUCGGAGAAGAAGAAAAAGAAGAAGAUUAAGCUAGAAGCUGAUGAAAGCCAGAAUGCUGAAGAAAAUGUCGCGGAUGAAUCCACAGAGAAGAAAAAGAAGAAGAAGAAAAAGAAAAAAUCCGAGAGUGAAUAGUUUCACAUAUUAAUUUUGUUCAAGUAUAAUUUACUUGUUAUAUUUUCAAGUUACAAACGUAAUUUUUUAUUAUGAUAACGAAGUUAAGGUAUCAAAUAAAAUUUAAUAUUUUUGUUUUAUAGUAACGAAUAUAUAUCUAUUAUAAGUA